Messenger RNA from Dicentrarchus labrax (European seabass), 1598 nucleotides. RefSeq names its product kelch-like protein 10. NCBI's taxonomy places the organism in Eukaryota, Metazoa, Chordata, Actinopteri, Moronidae. The record is from RefSeq and is a predicted model, not a curated record. The transcript is spliced from 6 exons. Gene Ontology annotation, molecular function: protein binding.
AUGCUCAGAGGUUGUGACUACACUGUGAAGAGGAUCUCCUAUUUGAUUUUAAGUUAAGAGUUCCUGCAGCUCUCUGCGCAGGAACUAGCUAAAAUCAUUGAGAAAGACCAACUAAAUGUAAAGAAGGAGAAGAGGGUGUUUGAGGCCAUCCUUCGCUGGAUCUCCUAUGUACCUGAGGAACGCAGUGAAUACAUCUCUCUGCUUUUGCCCAAUGUCAGGCUGGCUUUGAUGAGUCCAGAAUACAUCAUAGACAAAGUAGCUGACAACGAACUGGUGAAGGCCAGUGAAGAGUGUCGACCGAUUCUCCUCAAGACCAUGGAGGCCAUGCUUGACAUCCGAACAAGGAGGUUCUCUGACUCUUCUCUCUGUAACCCUUUGGCCCGUCCACGACUGCCUCCUGACUUCUUGUUUGCUGUUGGAGGCUGGAGUGGCGGGAGUCCCACCAAUGACAUUGAGGUGUACGAUGUCCGUGCUGACCGCUGGGUCAAUAUAAGUAACAGUGAGGGUGUUCCUCGGGCCUACCAUGGCACUGCUUUCCUCAAUGGAUCACUUUACUGUGUUGGUGGCUUUGACAGUGUUGAACAGUACAGCACUGUGGACAGGUUUGACCUGGGCUUGCACACCUGGCAUGAGGUGGCACCAAUGCAUUCAUGCCGCUGCUAUGUUAGCGUAACUGCGAUGGACGGGUGCAUAUACGCCAUAGGAGGUUAUAAUGGACGAGAUCGACUUGAAACUGCCGAGCGCUAUGAGCCCAGUACCAACCAGUGGACAUUAAUUGCGCCCAUGAACGAACAGAGAAGUGACGCCAGUUGCACAUCCUUCGGUGGAAAGGUGUACAUUUGUGGUGGCUUCAAUGGGAACGAGUGCCUGUCAACAGCUGAAUGUUACAGCCCGGAGUCCGACCAGUGGACCCUGAUUGCCUCCAUGGGCAACCGGCGCAGUGGAGUUGGGGUCACCGUCUACGCAGACCACAUCUUUGCAGUUGGUGGUUUUACUGGAACCACCCGUCUGCGCACUGCUGAGGCCUACAACCCCCACACCAACACCUGGCACGCUGUCCCCUCCAUGCUGAACUCCCGCAGUAACUUUGGAAUUGCAGUGAUCGAUGGCCGCCUAUUUGUGGUCGGGGGAUUCAACGGCUUCACCACCACCCUUGACGUCGAGUGCUAUGAUGUUGAAACUGGUGAGUGGUCUGAUGUCCGUGACAUGGAGAUUUCACGCAGCGCCCUGAGCUGCUGUGUGGUGUUCGGACUCCCCAACAUGGCUGAUUACACUGCCCCUAAUCACAUCCUGCAGUUCUCCAGUGAGGAGGAAGAGGAUGACGUGGAGUGAUGAAGCUCCAUCUGUUUAUGAACUGUAUUGUUCUUUAAAUAAAUGUCUUAUGCAUGAAAAAGAUUUUCAGUUUGUGUCACAGCUCAACAGCUUUAUUAUGAGAACACUAAGAAGUCCUUGUGACCUUUGACCUCCCUGUUGAGGGGUGAAAGAAAAAAAAGCAGCUGAAUCUGAAUGUCACAAAAAACAGUCUUGUUUGGUGUAUAUGUGUGUUACAAGACAAACACUGGAGGGCUCCGGCCAGUGUGCAGGCCACUUAUCCACAA